Molecule: messenger RNA, 2441 nt
Organism: Mus pahari (shrew mouse)
Lineage: Eukaryota; Metazoa; Chordata; Mammalia; Rodentia; Muridae
Gene: Clrn3
Product: clarin 3
Exons: 3
Coding region: 136-816 (226 amino acids)
Source: RefSeq, a predicted model, not a curated record
CCCAGGAAGACGCAGGUUUUACAUUUACAACCAAGUGCUAGACGUCCUUUCUAAAUACUGGAUCCCAAAUGAUAAGGCCCCCAAAUAUUCUAAGGUCGCUGUUGUUGUAUCGUGGGGAGCUUUCUUCCUGAGAAAAUGCCAACCACACAGAAAACCUUGAUGUUCCUGUCUGGCUUUCUCACAAGCCUGGGCUCAGUUGUCGUCAUCUGCUCCAUUCUUGGGACACAGGUGUGGAUUACCAGCAGGAUUUUCUUCACAGAUGCUAUCUCCAACGGUACCAUUGUUAUUACCUAUGGACUUUUCCGUGGUAUGAGUACUCAAGAUUUGAAUGAAGGUCUUCAAGAUCUGGACAAAAACUUUGAAGUUUUAGGGACAUUGAACAAUUCUUCCCAGAAGUCUCUGCACCUGGUGGCCAUCCUCCUCCUGAUCCUGAGUCUGGCGGCUUCCGUGCUGAGCUCAGUGUUCACCUUCUACAACAGCAUCAGCAACCCUUACCAGACGUUCCUGGGACCUAUGGGCGUCUACACCUGGAAUGGACUCAGCGCGUCCUUUGUGUUUCUGGCCAUGGUUCUGUUCGUGGGGAACACCGAGUCCAACCAUCUCUCAGAAAAGCUGUCCCAGAGGCUUUAUCCAGAGACCAGUCACAAGACAACGACCCACACUUACAGAUACUCCUUUUGGCUCACCCUGCUUGUCAUCUUUCUCAAUAUUGUCACCGUGGUCAUCAUCAUUUUCUAUCAGAAGGCCCGAUACCGGCAGAAGCAGGAGCAGAGGAAGCCAGUGGAGUAUGCUCCGAGGGAUGGCAUUUUAUUCUGAGUCCUGUCUCAUAGCCCAUUUGCACUGUCUCUGCCAAACUGGCUCUCGCUCCUCUGGACACUGCAUGGCAGAGCAACUGUCAGGUGCCAUUGCUUCUGGAACCAUGACACCAUGUCCUGCCUAUAGAUGGUGCUUGUAUCUUUCUCCAUGGGCAUCCUCCUGAAAAGAGCUUUCUCCUAAGAUCAGGAAAAUGACUGGGAAAGGCUGUGGUCUAGAGUACUCCAAAAGAGGGUAGUCUAGGGCCUGCAGGCCCUUCUCAUUUGACCCUGUUAUCUGCAGUAAUAAAGGUCUGUGGGGUGUUUUGCCUUUCCUGUGACUAGAUUAACAGAUUAUAGCCCCUAUGACCUUGUCCUCUGGAAUGAUCAGGCAUUUUGCUCCAUGAUAAGUAUAAAGAUUUUUAGGUAGAGAAGCACUCUGAACUUAUUUUUCCACUCAUAAGUUAGAUACAGAAGGAUAAAGGAUGGGAAGACCUCGUGUUCUGGUCCCUUGGUGGCUGUUGUAAGGAAAAGGGAUGGGACGAUCCCAUGUUCUGGUCCCUUGGUGGCUGUUGUGGUUUCCAGGUUUAGUUCCUUCAAUAAGGGCUAGACAUUUGCAGAAGUUGGGACUUGGGAAGCCAUGCAUGAACAGAUUAGAGGUAAAAUAUGGUCUCUUCCAGUAAAUAGAAAGUCAGAAAAAUAGCAAAAGCACCAAAAUGUAUUCUACAUGGUUUUCCAGCAUGACAUUUCCUUUUUAAAAGAUCUAAUUGAGAAGCCUUCAGCCUGGACUACCCUGUAGGCUGCCAUAGUGAAAACUGACAGACCUGAAAAAUGAUCCCCUUUCAUGUGUUGAUGAAGUCUUAAAAUGGUAGCUCUAUGACAAGUGGUGGAUCUUAUGAAGCUCAAAGAUAAGUGGCCUUCAACACUCAAAGAUGUGAGCUGGGUCCCCACAGUGUUGACAGCAGCACGCUGGGAGCUCACCCUUGUGGUGUUUAUUACCAGACAGACAAGACAGACAUUUAAUUAGCUCUUACUUGACUACUCCAAUUAAAACAGUUGCUUAGGGGUGGAGGUCAUCCCUCCACUGUAGAACACUAAGGUGCCUAGAGUGUGACAGGCCCUGGGUUCCAUCUCUAUCUCCGUAAAAAACAAGACAAGCAGGUAAUGACAAAAUUGUGCUUGUGUUCUGAAAGGAUGGAUCUCUAUCAUGCUCUCCCGUGAAGACCUACUAAUUCAAGAUUACUCUUACUUAAUACAUUAUUAAAAGUUUACUAUGCUAUUUUCUUUGUGAGUGUGCAUGCACAUGUGAUGAUUUGUGUGUCUGUGUGUCUCUUUGUGUAUGGAGGUCAGACGACAAGCUUCAAGAGUGGAGUCUCUCCUUCUUCCAUGCGAGACCUGGGGUUUAAACUCAUGUCAUCAGACUUGGUGGCAAGCCCAUUUACCCACUGAGCUGCCUUGCGGGCCUGCUACUAAAUUAUUAUGAAGUUUGGGUUUGGGAAGCAAUGGCUUAGUGGGUAAAAGUGCUUGUCACCAAGCCUGAUGACCCUGUCAUUCCCCAUCACCUACACAGUGAAAGAGCUGACUCCUACAAGUUGUCCUCUGACCUCCAGGCAUGCACUGUGGCAUGCGCAUGCCCAUAGGCCAAUCAUA